AUGCAAUACCCCAACUUUUUUCGAGUUAUUUUGACAUCAUUCGAUGAACUAAUUCAAAUGAGACGUAAUCCAGACUUCAGAGUCAAAGAUUUACUGGCUUUUGUCUAUGUUUAUCCUGAUUGUAGUUAUCUAGAAAAUUUACCGCGAUCUUUAACAGAGGAACGAUUGCGUGAAAUCAUUAGUAAAGCAAUUGGAAAGUCAUCAUUGUCAUCUUCGCUUCUCUAUAUUCAAAUCAACCGGAAAACAGGUAACGCAUGUAUACUAGCUACUGGCCUAGGAGCUGUUUGGUCAGCGCAAAGUUUCAUUAUGAUCGACGGUAAAACAUUUUCAAGGAAGACCAGUCUUACAUGUCGUGUUCGUAUAUAUCCUGUUUCUACAUCGGCACUACAACGUACAAUUCUUGAUUGCUCAGAGUUAGCGGGCAAAGUUCUUCAUAAUCAAUUGCAGGGGACCAAUCUUAUUCUUGAAUUGUCUGACAAAACAAAGUUUGACGAACUCAUCACACGUGGCGCUAUUCGCAUCAGUGAUCAACGCUGCUUUCAUGUCGAAGCUCAUCACGCUUCAUUUCUUGGUAAUUCUAAUGAAAUCGAUGAAAACAGUUGGUAUGAAACGGACAUGCUACAAAACCCAGCAGAUAUUAUGCCAUUCGUUGCAGAUCCAAAACAUGUUAUCUUUGAUUACGAAUGGAAUUCACAGAUAUGGCUUCAGCAAUUUCAACGUCUAGCUAAGGAAGAUAUUCACUCAAACAGCAGAUAUGUUCAAGAUCGAUGGGGUUCAUCGAAUGAUCAAAUUCGACACAAACUACGAGUGACAGUAAUGUUAAAUACAUUAGGGGUGGUUCGAAAGCAAAGCUAUAGAGUUAAUGGUCAAGAAGUAAGGCUGAAUAUUGAUAAUUCGAUGAAGACGAUUGUCUACGAUCAUCGAUCCAAGUUAGGACAAUGUGGCAAAUUACCAAUUACAAAAACACCCUAUCGUAGUACUCGUGUUGAUGUUGUCAACAAUGAUUGCCUUCUCAUUUACGAGCAACUAGUUAGUAACGGGUGCAAUCCACUUCUUCUCAACAUGGCCAAUGCUUAUACUCCUGGAGGCGGAUAUCGAAAGGGUGACGGUGCACAAGAAGAGAACCUAUUUCGACGCUCAGACUAUUUUCGAAGUCUCGAUGUUCCGCUGGAUCAGUUGUUACCACGUGUCAGUCAACGUUUUCAUUGCUCGUCAUCUGGCCAACUUAAUUCUCUCGCUGACUCAACCAAGAUGUACCCAAUGAGUGAGUUUGGUGCCAUCUAUACGUCCGGUUUGACGGUUUUCCGUCAACCUGAAACAACAGGCUAUGCUUUUAUGAACAAACCACUUACAAGCGUAUGUUCAUUGGCAAUGGCUGCUUAUCGGGACCCUAACUUAGAGGGUGAUCAUUUGUCUGCAAAGUAUGCUGCUGCAACACGAAAGAAGAUUGAAAAUAUAUUCGCUAUAGCCUAUCACAAUAAGCAUGAUAGUCUUGUAUUGUCAGCCCUGGGUUGUGGUGCAUUUAGGAAUCCACCAUAUCACAUUGCAAGACUGUUCGUCUCGGUAAUCGAUCAAUAUGCUGGAUUUUUCAAAACAAUUGUUUUCGCUAUUCUUGAUGAUCAUAACACCGGUAACCAUCUAAAUCCAGACGGUAAUUAUCAACCAUUCAAAGAUAUUCUGGACGCAAUGGUAGCGAUUCCGUUAGCACCAAUGAAUAUUACCAACACAAUGUUCGGUCCAUAUCGGCUGAUGUCAAACGAUUUAUCUGUCAGUGAUGUUUGUAUAUUCGACAAGACACCAUGUAAAUAUGGCGGUAAAUGCAGUAAUGCCCAUAAUAAAAAGCAUGCACAAGAGUAUUCUCAUCCACCGCUGUGUCCACAUGCGGCUAUCAAUAAAAAAUGUGAAUUUAUGAAAGAUCCUGUUCAUUUGAGUUCCUUUGUACAUCUCAGUCAAUGUCAAUAUGGUGGCAAAUGUAGGGCAAUUGAUGAUGAAGAGCAUAGCAGACAAUACGAACAUCCAUCGUAUUGUCCGAAUGGAGGUGAUUGUUCUAAUAUGAAAGACGAACACUUGAAACAAUAUCGGCAUUUACCUCUAUGUCCACAGGGUCAAAAUUGUCUCAAAUAUCAAAAACAUGCCAUGCCACAUUGUAAGGAAUUUCGUCAUUGUGCUCUCGAAUGUCCACAUGGAAAUCAUUGUGCGAAUGUUCAUGAUAAGAAUCAUCAAGAAACAUUUAAACACCCAUUUCCAACACCAUGUUUAAUGACUCCAUUCCACUGUGAUAUGUACUUUGAACUAAUGAUGGCUACAGACCGUAAAAGUCUUUUGCAAGAAAUACAUACUCAUUGUCUGCAUUAUGCUCACGUAUGUCCCUUUGGCCGACAAUGUACCGAUCGAAUGCCUCUGCAUCAAGAAAAAUCAAUACAUAUUGCUCGGCGUUUAUGUCCGAACGGUGAAAAAUGCCAUCAGCUUAGGGAUGAAAAUCAUCUCAAUACUUUUACACACCAAAACAUUGACGAUAUUCGUCGAGUUUGCAAAUACGAGGACGAAUGCCAUGAUCGUCACAAACUCGAUCACAUUAUUAAAUAUCGACAUCCAGUGGAAAAAGAAUUCAGUGGUAUUUUGCUUUUCUGUAACUUAAAUAAGAAAACGAAUUUUGUUGAUAACCAAAAACGUAUGAUUGAUGCUAUCUCGUCUUAUGUUACACGUAAUAAUUGGAAACCACUGCCGUCAGGAAAAGUUCCACGCGAGAUCAUUACUUGGCUGCGUACGGUUCAGCCAGUUCAUCGAUGUAAUCCCAUCAUAUUUGAGUCGAUUCUUUUACACGGACAUGUCAUGAGUCGAGAAUAUAUGGAAAACUUGAAGUAUCCAAAGUUCGUUGCUAACUCGAUUUUGCAACAUAGUCGAAUCAGGCGUAUACAAGAGUUACAGGAAAAAUUCACUGCCAAACAAGCAAAGGAUUUCAUCACUGCUCUGGUCAUCCAAUACUUUGAAAGUCAUGGAUUUAAUCCUAGCGCAACGGCUACGCCUGUUAUUGCACCAGGUGGUCUUGUAGUACCAAAACCCACUGUCGAUCAUGGUGCGUACUAUUCGAAUGAGUUAUCGAUGUUAGAAGCAUACUUUUCCAAGAUAUUGCAAGGCAAGGACUUGAAAGCUAUAAAAGAAAAAACUGAACAGAUCGCCGAGGCUUCAAUGAAACUGAACGCAAAUCCGUCAGGUAUUGGUUAUGAUCAAGACAAAUGUCUUGGAACAGACAAAACAGUUUUCAGCAUCCUUGGACCGCACCUGGGACACUACUAUGGAGAUAUAUUUAUUGUUUUUAAACGAGAAAUUCUUCAUCAUCCAGAUGCCAAUUUCACAAUUCAAGCAGCUACUUCGUUUACUACUGGAAGUGCAUUCAUCACUCGACCAUGGCUUGGUACCGAUCCUGGUUCGAUUCCUGAACGUGUCAAGCUUUACCGCGGCUCGAAAUUUAACGCAUCGAUUCCUGGUUAUGAUUACGCUGUUGCUCUCGAGCUAAUUGCUGUUACAAGUCUCGGCUUGAAGAAAGAAACCAUGGAUAUUGAUUUUGAUCAAGUUUUUGAGCGUUGGUUUCAAGCUGAUUCACAUCUAACGCUUGAAGGGCAUCUGCCACAGUUGAUUCCGUUAGAUUAUAUUGAUCAUGUUUACAUUCCCAAUAAUUUAUAUAACACUCUCAGUCAUGCAUCACAACGGGCUAUCAAUGCUAACUUCAAACACCGCAUUACUGUGAUAGAUCAUGAUGGAGAAACUAAUCAGCCACAUGGACCACGUGGUCCAAAGCCAUCAUCGAAAUCUCGACAGCUUUAUCAAGAGUCUGUCGUUAAGGACUUGCACAAACGAUGUAUAGAACGUAUGAAAAAUCCACCGCCAAGACCCAUCCGCGGUACUGCAAUCACGCUUGCAUCAGUGGACUUCACAGAUCAUUAUGUGUUACCCAUUACUAUUUCGCAAGCCUAUGAUCAAUAUUGCUUAAGUAAAAAACAUCGACCACCACACAACAGUUUUAUUAUUUACUGGCAAUCCAUUGGUGGAGACAUGAUGUUGACACUCUCUAAUGAACCGAUUGAGUCUAGAGAAAAGCAGAAAUAUCUUCGUUGCUUGACUUGCUAUAUUGCACCUAAACCAUCGGUCUCUCAAGGCUCUUACCACGAACAUUAUUCUUAUUUGGACCAUCAUACUCCUUUUCAACAUCACAUUCGAAGGGAACGUGGUCAGUUUGAUGCCAAGUCGAAUCACUUCUAUCUGGGCUGUAAUACCGAUGAUCUGAUGACAUUUGCAUUGGAAGUUCAACGCAUGGAUGGUACAGUCACACUCAGUCAUGCUGGUCCUAAUGCCAUUUAUAAUCAAGAGAAGAUAUCGCAUACAUUCGAUAAAUAUGAGCUUGAUUUGACAAAAUUGAACUUUGUUCAUGUAAGCUCCAGCGCUCAAAUAGUAACUAUACGCAACUUGAUGAUUUGUUUUGAAAAACAAGUCGAUUUGCAUCCCACAUUUGACAAGCAUUUUGAAAAAGAGUCGUCUGCAUCCGGAAAGCAUGAUAACCAUGCUCGGCAUGAAGCAUCAGCUAUCCAGAAUGUCGAUGAUUUCCAUAAGGAGAAGGGCUUGGCAAAGUAUUGGCACAAAGCAAAAGAUAUUGUUCUUGGUGAUAAAAGAUCCACAUUGAUUCCAUGUCAAGAUAAUGUUAAUUGUCUUCUUCAACAUUCUUCAAAACAUCAAGAAGAACAUAAUUCGAAAUAUUCUCAUCCAUGUCGUUUCUCGGAGCUCUGUAAGGACAAAGAGCCACAUUUUACGCAUGAACCUCAUCGAGUACUGAUGUGUAAACAUGAUAAGAAAUGCACUCAACUCGAUGAUGCGUUUCAUCGAGCUGCAUAUCGUCACACAGAUUUACCUGACUUUCUUGUUCCGUGUCGUGAUCAACGCACGUGUCAUGACACAUCAAAAACUCAUCGAAUCAAAUUCUCGCAUGGUGAAGACGUCUAUCCCAAAACGUCGAUAGCAAAGCAGGAAAGUCACACAGAUUCGCCAGCUGCAAGACAAGGAAAAAAAGAUGGACGAGCAUCCUGUCAAUGGGGUUCCAAAUGUCGAGAUAUCACUAAUGCUCAGCAUCGUGCCGAAUAUUCUCAUGAAACGGAUGGCCCAUCGCAUGAAGGACCAUGCAAAUAUGGUGCUACUUGCUAUGAUAACAGUUCAUAUCAUCGAGCAAGAUUUUCGCAUCACAGCAAGCAGUAA
Molecule: messenger RNA, 5244 nt
Organism: Rotaria sp. Silwood2
Lineage: Eukaryota; Metazoa; Rotifera; Eurotatoria; Philodinida; Philodinidae
Source: the annotation of a GenBank genome assembly